Capra hircus (goat) is the source of this 1676-nucleotide messenger RNA. RefSeq lists its product as uncharacterized. Lineage: Eukaryota; Metazoa; Chordata; Mammalia; Artiodactyla; Bovidae. Bases 142 to 729 code for a protein of 195 amino acids. Gene Ontology annotation, biological process: immune response. The record is from RefSeq and is a predicted model, not a curated record. The transcript has 8 exons.
CCUCCCCCAGCAGGGCUCCACCUUCUCCGCCCCUCCCUGGCCGGCUCUUAAGUGGCUGGGGCUCAGGAGGCAGCCAGGCAGUGCUCAGCUGGAGCUCUGGCUGCAGGAUCUCAGGUCCCAGCGGGAGGACCCUAAUCGACCAUGUGCUUCACUAGGGGUCAGAGGUUGGGAAGACUGGCCACCGUCACCGCUAGUGCCUCAAGAGGAGAGGACAGCGCCAGUUCCUCCCUGGGAGUCCCACAUGACCAGGCUUCUCUGAGGAGCAUGCUGCACCGCUCUGUGGAUCAUUUCUGUGAUAGGAUGGGAAAUGAACCAGAAGAAGCACAGAUGGAGGCAGCCCUAGCAGAGACGGAGGAGGAACUCAGCAAGUAUGUCUGUGAAUUCAUGGAAGAUCACAUUCAAGAGAACCUUCCCGAAUCCCUGCAGGAGUCCAGUCCCUUGCUUCAGGAAGCACCGCAAGAAGUUCGCUGCAGAUUCCAGAGACCCUCAGUCACUGCCUUUCUGGAGGUCCAGAAUCCAGAAGAGAGCAUCUGGGCCAGAGCCCUGAGGCGGUUCCAAGGUAUGCUGCGGAGUCUCCAGCAGCGGUGUUGGGAUGUGCUGACCUGGCUGCAGGAGAAGGCGGCAGCCUGCCUACAGGCCAUUUCCAGUGCAGUGAAGGCCAUCUUGGGAGAGCUGACGGAUUUAUGCUCCUCUGUUGGGCAGCUCUUCAGAAACCUCAUUCAGGUCUAGGAACCCCAGGUGGUUCUGGAGGAACUCCACCUCAUCCAGAAGGCCCUGCACGAUCCCCUUUCCAAAAACCAUCUUCUGAAGCGACCUUUACCCUCCUGCUCACCCUUGACCCAUCCUGCCCUCACCUGCCCUCACCUGUCCUGCGGGACGACACCACAGCAUCAGGCCAGGUUUCCCUUCUCCAGGUCUGACCUGUCUGUCAGGGACGGGAUGCUCUGCUGACCCAGGGAUGUGGGAGAGGCUUAGAAGCCUGGGGCCCCAAGGACCAAGGUGCCUUCCAUGGCUCAGCAUGCCUCGGUGUCUCUGCCUGUCUCUCGGGACCCUGUCAGAUGGGGCUCUGAGCUGAUUCUCAGCGAGGGAGUCACCUGAGGCCGGCUGUGGGUCUCACAGGAGGAGGCAGUGGUGAACCCUGACCCUGAUGUUAGCAUCUUAGUGCCCUCAUCAUCUAGGGGACCGAGCUCAUUGUCAGCUCAGGCCCCAGCAGGACGGGAGCCCUGAGGAAGGCUCUCCCUGUCUCCUGGGCCUGAGCCUUCCUGUGUGGGGAGGACUGCAGCCUGUCUGGGAGUUCCUUGUGGCAGAGCCCCAUUCCGGCCACACCCUCCCUCUUCCCUUCCAGGGGGUCCCUCUGACAGGCCUGACACUGGAAGGCCUACCUCUGGCCUGAGUUCCCUGCUGCCAGGAGCCUCCCACUGCCAGGCCCUGAGCAGCCUUGGCUUCCUGGCCCUGUCCCUGCCUUACCUCCCCAUCAGUAUUCAAGUCUCUCACAGUUUCCCUUGGGUUCUCCGGUGACCCUGUGCUAAACCUCCGCUUGACUAUUUUCUUUUUAUCUUUUUACAUAAUGACCUUCCAUCUGAUAUACUACUUCUCACGAUGGUGAUGUUACUCCGUUGAUAUAAGUAGUAAGGUAUUUUUUGUUUAACAUUAAAUCUCUUCCCCAUUUCAACAUC